Molecule: messenger RNA, 4305 nt
Organism: Marmota monax (woodchuck)
Lineage: Eukaryota; Metazoa; Chordata; Mammalia; Rodentia; Sciuridae
Gene: Ttc34
Product: tetratricopeptide repeat domain 34
Exons: 9
Coding region: 171-3422 (1083 amino acids)
Molecular function (GO): protein binding
Source: RefSeq, a predicted model, not a curated record
CUGGGCAGUGUCCACUGGAGGCUCUGCAGAACCCAGCAACCAGGCUGCUGUGGAGCCACCCAAGCCCUCUACCCAGCCAGGAGGAGUGGGGUUGCCCGGGCCGCGGCCCCCCAGCACAGGGCCGGCUCCGCCUGGGGUGCAGGGACCUGAGUGAGUCUGCACCCGUGAGGAUGGACAUGGGCCAGGGGGGUGUGAUGUCAGCCCAGGAGCUCGUGGCCGGCCUCUGCCGGAAGGGGGACCAGCACCUGGCCCUGGGGGACCCCCUCCUGGCCACGGCCUUCUACCUGGCUGCCUUCAGCUGCCACGCCCCCUCAGCCGUGCAGAGGCUACAAGGGGCACUGGCCGAGGCUCGGGGAGCACCUGUGGUGGCCACCCUGGAGGCCUGGUGCUGUGGGGACAGCCGAAUCCCCACCAUCCUCUGGGACGGCAUGGCAGUGGUCUCCCUGACGGGGGCUCUGGCCUCUGCCUUUCUCGGUGCCCUCUGCCCUGACCACCCGGCGGCUGUCCUGCACUCACUGGCCGGGCUGCUGGCUCAUGGGCGCCACAGGGAAGUGGCCCAGCGCUGCAGUGCCCUGCUGGACGCUCACUCCCAGCAGGCCCUGGAGCUGCAGCUGACCCGCGCCCUGGCCCGGGUCCUGUCUGGGGAGCAGGCAGGCGCCGGCGUGGCCGACUAUCUCCAGGCCUUCGCCUCGAGCGCAGCCCGGACCGCGGCCUUCGUCCACACCCACCAGCGUCCCUACCUCCCCACGCUGCUCAGCACCCUCCGGGACCAUGUCUCAGCACAGCCGCGGGCCACGGUCAGCGACGGCCAGCAAGAGGCUGACUGCCGGGGCCUCCUGGCUGCCCUGGACCCCGAGGGCACCUGGAGUGAGGUCCUGUCACCAGAAGCGCUGCUCCACGGUGGCAGGUAUGAGGACUGCCUGGCCGCCUGCAGCAGGGCCCUGCAGUCGGACCCCGCGAGGGACAGACCCCAAGAUGAGCGCCGGGCAGCCCUGCUGGUCACGCGCGCAGCGGCGGCCUUCUUCCUGGGUGGCCGAACCCACGACGUGCUGCAGGACCUGCACCAGGCCUUCCGCGAGAGCCCGUCCGCGGCGCGGAGGCAACUCCAGGCGGUGCUCUCAGCCACAGACCAAGAACGCAUCCGAGUCCAGGCUCAGGAGACCGCGGACGUGGGCUUCGCCCACUUCCAGGAGGCUGUCCGGAGUCGCCCCCAGCUCCGCGAGGACGCGGGACGUGAGCUGCUGGUCCCGGUCACCCACGCGCUCCGCCUCCUGCUUCGCUUGGAGCCCGCAGGGCAGCGAACUGUGCUGGGCACCCGCCUGGCGGAGUGCCUGCUGCUGGCUGGGGACGUGGCAGGAGCUCGGGCGCUGUGCGAGCGCCUCCUGAGGCCCAGGCACCCCGGAGAGCUUGCUGGGGACAGUGCGCCCCUGAGGGCGCUGCGUGGCUUCUGCGCGCUGCACGUGGGCGACACCCACGGCGCCAAGGAGGACUUCCAGGCGGUGGUGGAGCAGGGGGCGCCGCAUCCCGGCGGCUGUGUUCGGGCGCUGUGCGGCCGUGGGCUGCUGCGGGUGCUGGCCGGCAGCGCCUUCCUGGGGGCGCUGGAUUAUGUCACUGCGUGCCGGCUGCAGCCCGAGGAGGCGCUGAUGGCCGCCAAGGCCUACGUGCCCUGGAACCAGCGCGGACUGCUGCUGACCGUGCUGCGGGAGGAAGGCCGCAGGAUGCUGCUGCGCGGGUGUGGCCCCGGCCCUGCGGACGUGCCCUCCUGCAGGAGCAGAGCUGCUGAGAUGGACGGCCCUGUGGCACAGGAAGGGGAUGCCCAUGGCGUGUACCAGCUGGCCACGAUGCUGAUGGAGCUGGACGUGGAGGACGAGAACUCACAACUCCUGGCAGCCGAUGCCCUUUACCGCCUGGGCCGCCUGGACGAUGCCCACAAAUCUCUGCUGGUGGCCCUCUCCCGGAGACCCCAGGCAACCCCCGUGCUGGCACGGCUGGCCCUGCUACAGCUGCGUAGGGGCUUCUCUUACGAUGCCAACCAGCUGGUGAAGAAGGUGGUCCACUCUGGGGACACAGCCUGCCUGCAGCCCACCCUGGACGUCUUUCGUCACGAGGACCGGCUGCUGCUGCAAAGCCACUGCCACACACGGGCCCUGAGCAUCCUGCGAGCGAAGCCGAGCGGGGUGGACAGGGAGGCCCACACCAGGGAGGCCAUCGCCUACCUCUCUCUGGCCAUCUUCGCUGCGGGGACGGAGGCCAGUGAGUCCCUACUCGUCCGAGCCCGCUGCUAUGGGCUCCUCGGCCAGAAGAAGACCGCUGUGUUUGACUUCAACUCCGUGCUGCGGGCCAGGCCGGGGAAUGUGCAGGCUCUGUGUGGACGGGCCCUCGUGUACCUGGCCCUGGACCAGCUGCAGGACGCCGUCGACGACGUUAUCUCUGCCCUGCGACUCGACCCAGGGACCGUGGUCCCCGAGAUCCGCUCUCUGAGGCCGGAAGCUCGGGUGCCACUUACCCAGGGCCUCCACUCCCGCUGCCGGGCCCUCCUGAGCCAGACUCUGGACAUGGGGGUCUCCCUUGGGGACGAGGACACCCAGGGCCUCCUGGCAGUGGGACAGGCGCUGACCAGAAUCGAUGCCACUCAGCCCAGCUGGCACCUCCUCCUAGUGGACACACUCCUGGUGCUGGGCAGCUAUGAGGAGGCCAGUGCUCCCCUGCAGGAAGCCCUGUGCUCCACACGCCCACCGGAGGCGGCCCGGGCCCGGAGAGGCCUGCUCCAGCUCAAGAAGGGAGCUGUCCCCGCUGCCGUCCAGGACCUGCAGUGUCUGGCCGAGGCGGACGCCCAGGACCUGCGUUUCCUGCUGCAGCUCCUGGCGGCCUCGGAGCGGCACAGCGUGGCCCAGGCAGCAGCCCAGGAAGCCAGCACCCUCCUGGACACAGGGCACCCCAGGCGGGCGCUGGGCUACUGCUCAUUGGCUGUCCUGGCUGGUGGUGGCAGGACCUGCCACCUGCGUCUACGGGCUGCCUGCCUGGCUGAGCUGCGGGAAGUUGACCGGGCACUCCAGGACCUGGACCACGUGAUCCGGGAGGGAGCCGGGGACGGGGACUUGGCAAGGCGAGCCGAGGACUUCAGCUCCCGGGGCCGCCUGCUGCUGAGCCUGGGCGACGAGGAGGGCGCCAAGGGGGCCUUCGCCCAGGCCCUCGAGCUGUCACCGGCCCUGGAGCAGAGCCGCCUGUGGGCGCAGCCGGGCCAGGCCCCCAGGGCCAGCAUGUUCCUGCGUCUGGGCCAGUGCUGCCUGGAGGAGCAGCGCUACGGGGAGGCCCCGACGGGCCCCCAGAGUGGCCUCUUGGUGAACCCCCACCACGGCCGCCUGAGGAGGCUGAAGGCUCGAACCCAGAGGGAGACAGCCUCUGGCUGCCGGCUGCUCUGACCAGCGCUGCCCUCUCCCAGGCCCCCUCCCUGGGCACCUGCCUUUCUCACUGGGAGCGCCCCAGCUGCCUGGACCGGUGCCCUGCCACCUGCCCGGCCCUCAGGUGCCUCCCAUCUUCACGGAGGUGUCGGCCUCCCACCAAGCUCGGGUCCCUUGGCAAACAGCUGGGGCUCUGGCCUCCACGCGGCCUCAGGUCUGGUCCUCCACUUGGGAUCUGCAGGUUUCCUGCUCCACCUUCGCUUCCUUCCUGAUUUUCCAGGGUUUCCCACUGUGUCGCUCCCUGCCCAGCCAUCCCCAUCCAUCGGUCGGUCUGUCCAUCUGUCCACUCACUGGCUCAACAAAUAUUUGCAUCCCCAGCUGGGGUGGGCCAGGUUCAGGAGUUCCGGAAGCCCCAGGGGUGGCAGCAGGUACCUCUGCUCCCACUGCCCUCCCGACCUGGGGCCUCCUGCCCCAUCUGUUCAUUGAGGACAUCUCCACGGAGUGUGCAUGUACCUAAAUCCAGGGGGACCCCUGCCGCCCACUCCUGCUGUCCCCCAGCCCCGCAGGGAUAGCCCCUACAGGCCCCGGUUCACCUCACAGGGGUCUCAGUCCGUCUUGCUUGCCUGGCACCUUGGUAUGGCCUGAGUGUCCCCAGAGUUCAUAAGCUGAGACCCUAAGCCCCACUGGGAUGGCGCCAGGAGGUGGGUCCUGGGGGAGGUGGUGAGGUGCUGGGAACAGGGCCCUGGGGAUUCAAACAAACACGGCCUGAAGCCCCCCACCCGUUCCCACAUGAGGCCAGUGGGAAGGCAACUCUGUGAGCCAGGUCCUCCCCUGAAUCUGCUGGCACCUUGACCUUGGACUCCCACCUCCAGAGCUGUGAGAAACACGUUUCACCAGCCGCUCA